AUGAGCGACUCAGGUCGGCAUGCCCCACGGAAACCAAUUGAUGAAACAAAUGCCAGUUACCAAUUAUCUUUAAAGCGGAAGAAAGCGAAGGCAUUGGAACGCGAACAACUUAAAAAAGUGGAUGAACAAUUAGAUUUGAUCACUGCAGAAGAACUUUUAGAAACUACAUAUUACUUUGAAAAUAAUUAUCGACGAGUUCAACCAUAUUACUAUAAUUUUAAAGUCAAUGCCAAAGGGAGGUGGGUAGGCAAAUCUAUUGUAGAAGUCUUUGUAAGUGAAUUUAAAGUGUGUGACGUCAAUGGAACUGAGUUAGCGAUUCAAAGAGGAGACAUUACUGUGAAUGAUCUUCCAACGACUUUGUCAUAUAAAGUGCGAAUGGGCGAUCACAUUGGACAUCGUGUGCAUCGCCAUGAACCUCCAGUCACAUCUCAAGAGGUUAAAAUAAUUAAAGAAACUCAAGACUUUAUUGUGGUUGAUAAACCUGGGUCUAUCCCCGUUCAUCCAUGUGGCCGUUAUAGGCAUAACACUGUAGUCUUUAUAAUGGCAUCUUUGGGGUUGAAAACACUUCGACCAGUUCAUCGAUUAGAUAGAAUGACAUCAGGGAUCUUAAUAUUGGCAAAAAGUGCCGACGCGGCGCGACGGGUCGGGGAGAAGAUUUGUUCAAAACAGACGGCUAAAGUCUAUUUGAUUCGUGUAAGAGGGAAAAUGAGUGAAAUGGUGACCGUCGAAGGAAAGAUCGGAAGACAAAGCAAAAAAGAAAAAAUUGACGUCAUGGUCCAACACAUCGACGAGGAAAAAGGAAAAGCGUCAAAAAGCCAAUUUGAACCACUGUUUUAUGACGAGAAAAGUAACACAACAGUUAUCACCGGGAAACUGGAAAGUGGAAGGACACACCAACUGAGAGUCCACUUAAAAGAAAUUGGACACCCAGUCGCUAAUGAUCCGAUUUAUGGAGCGAAAUUUGAUAGUACAAAACAUUGCGAUGACGACGGAAUCAUUGAAAGCGAAUACAAAGGUGAUCUAAAGAAAUGGGAGAAGGUAGAUUGGUGCGAUGAAUGCAAUAAAAUUAAAGGGGAUCCAGAACAACUGGAGAUUUAUCUCCACGCGUGGAAGUAUGAGAUCGAUGGAGAGAAGUUCGAGACGGACGUGCCAUGGUGGGCAAAGAGAGAGGCAGACGUCACAAAGGAGUUGGAGAAAUGGAAAGCGAACCAUAUUCUGGAAUGA
Molecule: messenger RNA, 1224 nt
Organism: Entamoeba invadens IP1
Lineage: Eukaryota; Evosea; Mastigamoebida; Endamoebidae
Product: ribosomal pseudouridine synthase, putative
Exons: 1
Coding region: 1-1224 (407 amino acids)
Biological process (GO): pseudouridine synthesis
Molecular function (GO): RNA binding; pseudouridine synthase activity
Source: RefSeq, a predicted model, not a curated record